Messenger RNA from Zingiber officinale, 1287 nucleotides. RefSeq lists its product as uncharacterized. The record is from RefSeq and is a predicted model, not a curated record. The coding region runs from base 166 to 984 and encodes 272 amino acids. NCBI's taxonomy places the organism in Eukaryota, Viridiplantae, Streptophyta, Magnoliopsida, Zingiberales, Zingiberaceae. The transcript has 2 exons.
UAUCGAUUUCUUCCCCUUCUUCGUCCGCGCUUUAGCAAUCCAGUUUACUACGGACAGGAACAAACGACGUGGAUCCACUCGGGCCUCGACCUUUCUCUUUGGGUUUACAGAGCUCGCCCACUCCAUCACUCUCGCCCGACUGACCAUUUCCGUUGGUUCGCCUCCAUGGGAGGGCACGAUGAAUUUUACGACUGGGAGAUUCUCCUCUGCUCUGAGGCCGGAGAGGAUUCAAAGUCUUUUCAAGCUUCUUCAGAAGACAACUUCGAGGACGGUGCCAUCAAAUUCGACUACUUCGCGUUGAAUUCCGGUAAGUACGACCACAAAGAGGCUGAUGGGAGCACCCAUGCGGAGGAGGCGCAGGCCGAUUCAGAUAACCCUAGCUGGGUCGACCCUGAAUCCGAUUCUGGAUUCGUCGGCCUGACCAAGGGAGGGAUGGGUUUUUCGAGGAUCAGGAUGGAUGGAUUUAAACGAUCUCCUUUUGGUAGCGAAAAGGGGAGUGUCGAUGUCAACGAGGGUGGUGGGAAGGAUCUGGGCGUUGAGGGGAUUAGGGAGAUUGAGGCGAGAAGAAUGGUGAACAACGAUUCCGGUGAACUUGUAAAGAUCCGUGAUUCGUCAACGGAAUUGGACAGCCAAAAUAAUUGUUUGAAUAAGGCUAGUGGGGGAGAGAGGAGAGAGACGGUUUGGUGGAAGUUCCCCUUUCAGCUUUUAAAGUUCUGUGCUUUGAAGGCGAAGCCAGUUUGGUCGAUCUCUAUAGCUGCGGCCAUUUUGGGGUUUAUGAUGCUUGGAAAGAGGUUGUAUAGUAUGAAAGAGAAAUCUAGAAGUGUUCCUUUCAGGAUCAUCCUGGACGAGAAGAAAGCAUCUCAGUUGAAGAUCCAUGCAGCUCGUCUGAAUGAAGCUUUCUCUGUUGUGAGACGUGGCCCUAUCAUAAGCCCUUCGCUAGCUGCUGCUAGAUUGGACCCAUGGUCUGUGGUAAGCAUUCAGUGAGAUGAAUCUGAUCCAUGGACAGGUGGUUAAUUGGAUCACUAUAUGACGAUCCGGUUACAUUGUUGUCAAUAUGCAUACACUAUACAAUAAAGGUUGGAAAGUAGCUGUUGUUAUGGAAAUAUAUGCAUAUUCUGUAAGUUAUGCUGGCAUGUUUCAACUAGGCAUUAUUGUGUAUCGUCAGAGAUGGUCUCCAUUUUGAGAUCACUCAUCAAGUUAGCAACGGUGGUCCUGUGUAUAUCUGAAGUUGGAAUGUUUCAUCCAGAUAUUUCAAGAAUGUAAGCUAAAUUACCUCCUGCACGCAAA